ACAUAGUUGUCACUUUAGGUGACACAUGAUUUUUUUCUUUGUUCCAAAAAAUCUCACUCGAAUAUUCUUCAAAUUCCCCAAACAAAAUGGAUCAUCUUUAUUCGGUUUUUGGUUUUGAUGUUGCACCAUAUCAUCGACAUUUUCUUGAAGAUGGUUCUUCAAAUGUCAUUUCAUCAUUAUCCAAUAAUAAUAUUCUGGCAUUUACUUCGAAUUUUGAUCUUUUAGAUGAUUCGGAAGAGAAUAAUCUACUUAAAACUAGAGUUUAUGUUGUUGAUUUAAAUCUACCAUAUCAUCCAUAUCGUGUUAAAGAUCAUGAUGAAAACAUUACCGUAUUGGAAUGGGAUAAUAAAGGUGGUAAACUUUUAAUCGGUGAUGAUAUGGGUAAUAUUGAAAUAUGGUCGAUGCGUGAUUUUCUUCUUUCCGAUUGGCAACGUUUAGAUCAUCAUUCAUGUUGUUUUGCUGGUGAUCGUAUUAUUGCCGGUAUUUGGUUUCAUUCUGGCCAAAAAAUUAUGGUCGAUUAUGAUAAAAAAGAUCUGGAUGUUCAAUAUCAAGAAAAAUUUAAUUAUGAUCGUUUACAAGCAUCAGUUGUACAAUUUGGUAAUAAACAUACUGAUGGUUAUCUUUGUAUAACUGGUACUGGUUUUGUUUAUGCACAUCUAUUCGGUUCGAAUGGUAAAAUACAUCAAGAAUAUACUAUAUUGAAUAAUAGCCGUGCAAAUAUUGAACAAAUUGAUAUUGCUUAUAUGAAAAAUGGAUCAUUUUUAAUAAUGACAUCUAAUGGUAAUUCUUAUAUGCCAAUCCAUUGUUAUACAAUUUCAAUUUCAUUGAAUUUAAUUGAAAAUCAACAACAAAAACUUAAAAUUCAAUGUCAAUCACAUGAAAGUUUUAAUAUGGAUUGUUCAUUACUUAAUUCAUCCAAUCAUCAAUCAUAUCCAAUUGUAAGUCGAUUAAAAUUUAUUGUUCGUGAAUGUCCAGAUGCUGCUGUAGUUGUUGGUUCAGGGAAAAAUGGUUCAAUCAUUGAAUUAUGGGAAUUAUGUAAUGUCCCUGUUUCAUUUAAUAAUGUUAUUAAAAAUUUAAAAAAAUUGGAAUCAAAUCAAUCAUCAACAACAACAAAUAUUACCGAACUGAAAUGGAAAUUCAAUAUGAACACUACAUCCAUUCAUUAUGUAUCAGCUUUAUCAACACCUGCAUCAUUAUUAUUCGAAACAACACCACCAUUAUCAUAUAUAUUGGUUGCCUAUACAGAUAAAACUAUAAAAUGUUUAUAUCGACAAAAUCUACAAUCAUUAGUUACUGUUGAUUUAACAACAACAACAACAAAUCAUUCAAAUUUAAACAAUAAUAAUCGUAUAUUUCAUCAACAAGAAAUAAUAACGGAAAAAUUAUCCAUUAUUCGUGAUAUACGAUUAACAUGGAGUAGUUGUGCUAUGGUUGCAAUUGAUUCUUUUUCACAGCUACAUUUUUUUCGUUUAUCACCAAUGAUUGAACCUUGUAAUCAGAUGAGUAUUAAUUUUGCACAAUUAAUGCUAGAAUAUGCAUUAAUUUCGGGUAAUGAUUAUUGGGAUAUAUUGAUCAGUGUUAAAUCACAAUUUGUUGAUAUACUUUGUGAAAAAAUUACUGAAAAUUUUUGUGGAUCAAAACAACCAUCAUAUGUUCAACAAAAAUGGUUUGAUAAAAUAUUACAGCUAAAAGCAGCGCUAUAUCGUUGUGUAAAUUCUGGUCCAUUAUCAUAUAAAUCAGGUGAUUAUUAUUCAAUGAAAAUGUUGAAUGCAAUUGCCGAAACAAUUAAACGUUUAAUUCGUGCACGUGAAUAUCAAGAAAAUGAAGGUCCGGCUGAAAAACUUAGUUCAAUGAUACAAACAAAACCAUUAAAUAAUAAUGAUAUUCAACAAUUUAUUAAUAUUGAUAAAAUUUUAGUUAAACUAGAUUCAAAAGAUUUUUGUGUUGAAGCAGCCAUUCAACAAUCAUUUCAACAUUUAUUACAAUGGGUUUGUGAUUUAGCACUUUAUCUUUUGGCAUCGAUUCCGCAACAAUGUCAUCAGCCACAAUUUCGUAUACCUGGGUCUGGACUAUUGUUUGAUGUAAAAUCAUUGAAUACAUUAAGAGAAUUAUUGGUUAUUAUUCGUUUUUGGUCAUUAAUCAAUGCAAAUUAUGUACCAAGUUUUAAUAAGAUGCAUGAAAAUAUUGAUGUUAUUUCAUUGAUUUAUAAAUUAUUAUCCAAAUUGGUACUUUCAACGGAAAAAAUUGAUGAAACAAUUAUUGAUGAAUGUUGUGUAUUACCAAAUCAAGUUAUGAUACAUCAAAUGGAUAUUUGUUUAAAAUCGAUUGGAAUUGCAAGCCCAGCAUUAUAUAGUCAUUCAUUACCAUUAAUUCUUCAUUAUGGUAUUGAAUCACCAUUAUUAGAAUAUACGGUUAAAGUUCCCAUUAUUGAAGGUACAUUCAAUAUUCAUGGUGAUCGACGAAUAGAUGUUUUACGAAAUAUUUCACUUGGUUAUGUGGAUGAAAAUACAAAUGAAUUAAUACGAUCAUGUACAAGAUGUAAUUCAGUAUCAUCAAUAAAAUCAACAACAAGAUCACCGGCAGCACGUGCAUGGGAUCAACAAUGGGUAAAAAAAUGUGUUUGUGGUGGAUCAUGGCGUGUACAUGCAUCAAAAAAUCUAUCAUCCAUCAUUUUGAAUACAAAUAAUAAUGAUUUUGGUCGAAUUAAUUUUUCAUUAAUGAAUACUGCUUGA
This is a messenger RNA of Dermatophagoides pteronyssinus (European house dust mite), 2732 nucleotides long. RefSeq names its product mediator complex subunit 16 (gene MED16). The record is from RefSeq and is a predicted model, not a curated record. NCBI's taxonomy places the organism in Eukaryota, Metazoa, Arthropoda, Arachnida, Sarcoptiformes, Pyroglyphidae. Gene Ontology annotation, biological process: positive regulation of DNA-templated transcription. Gene Ontology annotation, cellular component: mediator complex. Gene Ontology annotation, molecular function: protein binding.